GGGUCGAAAGGAGGAGUGUUUUUCAACCAGCUUUCUAUUGAUCUUCAACCUCCAUUUCCCUUUUCCCUAAGAUCAACAGGAAAUUCUGCAGAAGAGUAAAGCAAAAUGGGAAACUGUUACGCAGUGGGACCUAAUGAAGCUUUAAUUGUUUCUGGUGGAUGUUGUGGUGCAGAUAACAAGAAAACUGUCAGGGGAGGAUAUGCAUGGGCUUGGGCUUGUGUUAGCGAUGUACAGUCAAUAUCACUUGAGGUCAUGACACUGAAUCCAAGAUGUGAACUUGUGGAAACAGCACAGGGUGUAGCUGUAACAGUAACUGGUGUUUGUCAGGUUAAAAUCAUGACAGAACCCCGUCUUUUGAAGACAGCAUGUGAACAGUUUUUGGGUAAAUCUACACGUGAAGUUGAGAAUGUUGUACUUCAAACACUGGAAGGUCACUUGAGAGCCAUCUUGGGUACUCUCACUGUGGAAGAAAUCUAUAAAGAUCGAGAGGCCUUUGCUUCCCUUGUAAGAGAGGUUGCAUCACCAGAUGUCGGUAGAAUGGGUAUUGAGAUUCUGAGUUUUACCAUCAAAGAUAUUGUAGACCAAGUGCAGUAUCUAGACUCUCUUGGUAAAACACAGACAGCUAAGGUCAAGAGAGAUGCUGAUAUUGGUGUAGCAGAGGCCAACAGAGAUGCUGGUAUCAGGGAAGCUGAGUGCCAGAAACAAAAGAUGGAUGUUGUUUACCAGACACAAACCAACAUUGCUGAUUCUUCAAAGGAUUACCAGAUGCAAAAGGCUGCCUUUGACCAGGAAGUCAACACAAGAAAAGCAGAAGCAGAAUUGUCCUAUGAACUACAGGCUGCAAAGGAAAAACAAAAAAUCAGGUCAGAAGAAAUCCAAAUUGAAGUUGUUGAAAGAAGAAAACAGAUUGAGGUUCAAGAGAAAGAAAUCAUGCGAAAGGAGAAGGAAUUGAUUGCUAAUGUCAAGAGACCAGCUGAAGCUGAGAGCUUUAAGGUUGAAACUCUUGCUCAAGGUCGCAGAACUGAAACUGUUUAUGUUGCUCAAGCUGAUGCAGAAAGAAUAAAGAGAGUUGGUGCUUCAGAGGCUGAUGCUAUAGAAGCCAUUGGUAAGGCAGAAGCUGAGCGCAUGAGGCAGAAGGCAGCUGCAUACAAGAUGUAUGGUGAUGCUGCUAUGACAGCCCUUAUCUUGGAAGCUCUGCCUAAGCUUGCUGCUGAGGUAGCUGCACCACUGUCAAAGAUUGAGGAUGUUGUUGUUAUCAAUGAUGAUGGUAACAGUGUUAGUGGUGAGGUGUCCAAGCUCCUAGGACAGUUGCCUCCAUCUGUACAGGCACUGACUGGUGUGGACCUUUCACAGGUCCUUAAACAAAUCCCUGGUGCAAAGGUUGCAUAAUUCAAUUGUUUAUUAAUGUACUUUAGAUGUAAACAUGCUUGGUGUUAUAUAUAUUCUUAAAUGUAUUCAUACUUCAAGUAAAUCAACUCAGCAAUAGAUGAUUUUAAAUAAAAUCAUCUUGAUGCACAACUUGCUUAGCAGAAUGUAUAGGAGAAAAGGAGGCUUAGGGAAUAUUAGUCAAUAUUUUGUGAUAAUCUAUUGUUGUAUACUCUAAAGCCUCCCUUAAAUCCUAUUAUUUAUGCUAAUGUAUCAUUUAAUACCAUCAUUAUCAAAAAAUUGACAUUUCUUACCCCAAUCCUUUUGUGUCGGUAAUAGAGAAACCUUUUGCAUUUUUCUUUUAUAAUGCAAAAGGACAUCAGAACUGUUUUACUUUACUCAAAUUCAUUUUAACAUGAAAAUCUUUUUUUCUAUUUGAAAAUGUUGAAACAUAGCUUUUGCAAUAGAUUUUUACAAUAGCAUUAUUUUACAAAUAGCAAGUUAAGAUGGUUUUUGCAUUCAUAGCAUUUUUUCCCCUUAGAUUGAAGCCACACAAUACAUGUUUGCAUGUGUGAUACAUGCUGUAUUUAUGUUUUGUACUAGACUAAGGAUAAUUUACACUGUGGUGAUGUCAUUUAUAGACAAAUAGAUGUAAAGCUUUUGCCAUGUAAAAUAUAUACCAGCAAUUUUAGAUAAAGGCAAAUGUUAAAAGCUCCCUGCCAGAGUGAAUGCAAUAUUUUGUGUUUAGCUUCAUUUGCAGAACUAGAGCAAUUUUGUACUAUUUCAUUUUGUACAAUUUCACAAUUUAUUAAGUGCAUUAACUCUAGGGCAGCUGUAAUAAGUAAUGAUAAUCAAAACAGUACAAGCGCUGAGUGUGUGCAAAACUUAACAUUAUAUAGUGGUAAAAUUUUGCAGUGGUAUUUAUUGCACACUAUUGGUGUUUGAAUCUAUUUUGUGUAUCAUUAUAUAAUAUAUAUUAUCAUAAUCUUUCAUACACCAUACUCUUCAAUGAACCUACUGACUGUAGGUAUUAUUAAGUAGAGUAGAAAACCUAAUAUUGCCACUUAGAAAUACACCACUAAUUAUGUAUGAACAAGCUUGAUAAUAUUAAACUUAACAAGCUAGCAUC
Exaiptasia diaphana is the source of this 2494-nucleotide messenger RNA. RefSeq names its product flotillin-2a. Gene Ontology annotation, biological process: protein localization to plasma membrane; regulation of myoblast differentiation. The record is from RefSeq and is a predicted model, not a curated record. The transcript has 10 exons. NCBI's taxonomy places the organism in Eukaryota, Metazoa, Cnidaria, Anthozoa, Actiniaria, Aiptasiidae. Gene Ontology annotation, cellular component: plasma membrane. The coding region runs from base 106 to 1389 and encodes 427 amino acids.